GCUAUGUUUGCCCGUCAACUCAUUCGCUCAUCCGCAAUCACAACGGCAUUCACAAAGCCGGGUCUUACCUCUGCCCGCACUUUCUCGUACAAAGCCAAGAGUUUUGUAAAGUAUGACUGGGAAGACCCCCUCAACCUCAACAGCCUCUUGACAGAAGAAGAACAGCUUGUUAGAGACUCUGUCCGAGACUAUUGCCAGGAGAAUCUCCAGCCUCGUGUCUUGAAUGCUUACCGCAACGAGAAGUUUGACCGUGAGAUUAUGUCCGAGAUGGGUGAGCUCGGCUUCCUGGGAUCAACUAUUGAGGGUUAUGGCUGUGCAGGUGUGUCUUCUGUUGCAUAUGGUCUGACUGCCAGAGAAGUCGAACGUGUCGACUCUGGUUACCGCUCCGCUAUGUCUGUCCAGUCUUCUUUGGUAAUGCAUCCUAUCUACGCUUAUGGUACUGAUGCUCAAAAAGAAAAGUACCUUCCCGAUCUCGCCAAAGGCGUCAAAGUUGGCUGUUUCGGUCUGACCGAACCUAAUCAUGGCUCUGAUCCCAGUGGCAUGGAGACUACAGCAAAGAAAGUCAACGGUCACUAUGUAUUGAAUGGUAGCAAGACAUGGAUUACCAAUUCCCCUAUUGCUGAUGUUUUAAUCGUUUGGGCCAAGAAUUUGGAUGAAGGUGGUGCUAUUCGUGGCUUCAUAUUGGAGAAGGGUAUGGCUGGUUUGGAAGCUCCUGCCAUCAAGGGCAAAUUUUCCCUCCGUGCCUCGAUCACUGGUAUGAUCAUGAUGGAUAAUGUCGAGGUACCUGUAGACAACAUGUUGCCCAACGUUAAGGGUCUCAAGGGUCCCUUUGGUUGUCUCAACAAUGCUCGCUAUGGUAUUGCGUGGGGUGCUUUGGGCUCUGCCGAGUUCUGCUUGGCCCAGGCUAGACAAUACACAAUGGAGCGUAAGCAGUUUGCUCGCCCUUUGGCUGCUAAUCAGCUAAUCCAGAAGAAGCUGGCCGAUGCCAAUACCGAAAUCGCUAUUGGUCUUCAGGCAUGCGUACAGGUUGGACGUCUUAAGGAUGCCGGUGAGCUGGCCCCCGAAAUGAUCUCAAUGAUUAAGCGUAACUCUUGUGGUAAGGCCAUCAGCAUUGCCCGUGAAUGCCGUGAUAUGCUGGGCGGUAACGGAAUCUCGGAUGAGUACCACAUCAUCCGCCAUGCUGCUAACCUUGAGGCAGUUAAUACCUACGAAGGAACCAACGAUGUCCAUGCUCUUAUUCUUGGCAAGGCCAUCACCGGAAUUCCUGCAUUUAGCUAAUUUACUUCUUUUACUCCCUUCUUUUUCUUUUCGUUAAUAUUCUCCUAUUUGAUUCAGUUUGUUUGACCAAUAUUUGGAUAUUUGUACAAAUAUUUAUAAGAAAAAAAAAUUGCUUGAUUUAUUAAAAGCCUAAAUAAUGUAUACAAGACUAUCAAAGUAUCG
Phycomyces blakesleeanus NRRL 1555(-) is the source of this 1440-nucleotide messenger RNA. RefSeq lists its product as hypothetical. Gene Ontology annotation, biological process: fatty acid beta-oxidation using acyl-CoA dehydrogenase; fatty-acyl-CoA biosynthetic process. Gene Ontology annotation, cellular component: mitochondrial inner membrane. Gene Ontology annotation, molecular function: fatty-acyl-CoA binding; flavin adenine dinucleotide binding; glutaryl-CoA dehydrogenase activity. The record is from RefSeq and is a predicted model, not a curated record. Lineage: Eukaryota; Fungi; Mucoromycota; Mucoromycetes; Mucorales; Phycomycetaceae. Bases 4 to 1278 code for a protein of 424 amino acids. The transcript is spliced from 6 exons.